This is a messenger RNA of Aspergillus pseudotamarii, 1560 nucleotides long. RefSeq names its product Zn(II)2Cys6 transcription factor. Gene Ontology annotation, cellular component: nucleus. Lineage: Eukaryota; Fungi; Ascomycota; Eurotiomycetes; Eurotiales; Aspergillaceae. The transcript has 3 exons. Gene Ontology annotation, molecular function: DNA-binding transcription factor activity, RNA polymerase II-specific; DNA binding; zinc ion binding. Gene Ontology annotation, biological process: DNA-templated transcription; regulation of DNA-templated transcription. The record is from RefSeq and is a predicted model, not a curated record. Bases 1 to 1560 code for a protein of 519 amino acids.
AUGAAGGCUGCAAGUGCGUGUCUCCAAUGCCGGGAAUCCAAGCGCAAAUGCUCCCGUCCGGCACCUGGUGAACCGUGCCAUUCUUGCCACCAGAGAAAGCUGCAGUGUGAUGGCCGGCUCCAACCUCGACUAGUGGCGAACGAAGCUCCGGCGGCUGUUGCUGCUGCACUGCCGAUCGACAACCUGCCUUGGGAGACAACCCUGGAGCUCGUCGAAAUUUACCUUGACAAAGUUCACGACCGACCGCAUAGCAUAUUUCAUCCAGCAACACUGUGGACGCAGCUGCGCAACGGCUCUGUGAGUGGAGCGUUGAUAUGUGCUAUAUGUGCUAUUGGCGCCAAAUUCUCCUGCCGUUCCAACCGCCGCAACCUUGAGCUUCAUCUAACUACGGAAGCAAAGCGGCUGCUAAAGGCAGACCUCGAAAAUGCCUGCCUCGAGAACAUACAGACAUGCAUUUUGCUCUCCACCCUAAGCGCGGGGAACUGUGAAACUUCCUCCGAGGCAUUAUACAUCCGGAUUGCCACCAGCAUGGCCGAGAUAAUACACCUUCAAACGUAUACUUUGAGGGGUCCCAUCAUUGCCCGUGAAACCGCACGAAGAAUCUGGUGGUCUCUCUACAUGGCAGAUCGCUGGUGCUUUUCAGGACUGGGUUUACCCCGUCAUAUGGAUGACCUUGGAGGGUCCCUUCAGCUCCCCUUGGAUGAACUCACCUUCCGCUCACUUCCCUCAGACCAAGAAACGUUUAAUGUUCCCUGGAAACCAGGCCUCUGGGCCCACAUGGUCACUCUUGUCCGCCUGUUUGGCCCAAUCCAGGACCUGAACCGCCGUGCCGCCAAAGCCGAAAUAGACACCGCCGAACUGGACCAGGCUGUUGUAAGUCUCGGCCAGCAACUUGAGAUGUGGAGCGGUAUGCUUCCAGUGGACAUCCAGUUUACAAUUCAGAACCUCCACGGCCACCAGCAUAACCGGUUAGGCGGGCCAUUCGUGACCCUGCAUCUCGCGUAUCAUCAUUACUCGACGCUACUUUACUUCCGAUUUCUGGAGGACAAGCAGGCUUCGUUAUCUACAACGUACGGCACGUAUGUUGCUCGCUGCAAGCACCAUGCUUCCUCCUUUAGCAGCCUUCUCCACCUCUCACGUCAGCUCAAGGGGUGCGAGGCUAGCUACGCCAUCAUUGGCCACAUGACUGCCGUCUCCUCAUCCGUGCUACUACACACCAUGCUCUUUGGAAACCCCGAAGAACUACCCCAAGCGAAGCGAGAACUCAGCACAAACUUCGAGGCCCUUAUAGAGCUUCAGCAAUAUUGGCCCGCCACGUCCGCAAUGAUCAAUCGACUGAUGGCAUUCCAAGAUAUCUGCCUCUUAUCCUCAACCGAACCCCACAAACUGGACGGGUGGAUGGUGAGGUUCCUCUUAGAACACUCUCUCGCUCUCGAGAAAAGAGAGUUGCCUUUUGGGCCGCUGAAUGGGGAGAUACUAGAGGCCGAAAGUAUGUCAUCCAGGGUCAAGGCAUGGAUGGAACUUGGUAGGUAUACGAGUUUUGAGAACUUUUUGACUUAA